Molecule: messenger RNA, 1618 nt
Organism: Triticum dicoccoides
Lineage: Eukaryota; Viridiplantae; Streptophyta; Magnoliopsida; Poales; Poaceae
Product: AT-hook motif nuclear-localized protein 20-like
Exons: 2
Coding region: 380-1228 (282 amino acids)
Cellular component (GO): nucleus
Molecular function (GO): DNA-binding transcription factor activity; minor groove of adenine-thymine-rich DNA binding
Source: RefSeq, a predicted model, not a curated record
AGAAGGUACCCAUCAACACACCUCAUGCGCCCUCUCCAUGACAAAGCUUGCUUACUCAGCUUGCAACAAGCAAGUCUUGGUCUUCCUCCUCUACCCUCUAGCUAGCUAGCUUUCUCGAUCCCCCAAGAAAAAGGAGCAACCAAAAUCUCAUACUAGAUCGAUUGAUGGGAGGUAGCUGGUUUGAUUAAUUAGCUGCAAUUUCAUGGCGCAUAAGAUCCAUGGCACCGUGGUGAAGCUAGCUGGGUAGGAAGUCAACUAAUCAAGAAAGCUUGCUAGCCGCCCUUGGAAGUUGGAAGUUGGAACUACACAAGGAAGAAGAAGACCAGAUCGAGGAAGGAAGCAAGCUAUAGGCUAGCACAGAGUUAGGUUAGGUGGAGAGAUGGCCAACAGGUGGUGGGACGAAGGGCGGCUGACGGAGGCGCCGGCAGCUGCAUCGGGCCUCGCCGGCGACCAGAACCGGCAGCAGCUGGAGGACGCCAUGGCGGCGCCCAAGGUGGACGGGGAGAGCAGCCACAGCGGCGGAGGGAGCGGGCAGGAAGACGAGCACGAGCCCAAGGAGGGCGCGGUGGUGGUGCCGGCGAACCGGCGCCCGCGCGGCCGGCCGGCGGGGUCCAAGAACAAGCCCAAGCCGCCCAUCUUCGUCACGCGGGACAGCCCCAACGCGCUGCGCAGCCACGUGAUGGAGGUGGCCAGCGGCGCGGACGUCGCCGAGUCCAUCGCGCACUUCUCCCGCCGCCGGCAGCGCGGCGUCUGCGUGCUCAGCGGCGCCGGCGCCGUCGCCGACGUCGCCCUGCGCCAGCCCGCCGCGCCCGGCGCCGUCGUCGCGCUCCGCGGCCGCUUCGAGAUACUCUCCCUCUCCGGCACCUUCCUGCCCGGGCCCUCGCCGCCGGGGUCCACCGGGCUCACCGUCUACCUCGCCGGCGGGCAGGGGCAGGUGGUCGGGGGCAGCGUCGUGGGCGCGCUCACCGCCGCCGGGCCCGUCAUGGUGAUCGCCUCCACCUUCGCCAACGCCACCUACGAGCGGCUGCCGCUGGACGACGCCGAGGAGGAUCACCAGCUGGAGGCCGCCCGCAUGCACGGAGCUCCCGGCGGUGGUGUCCCUCCGAUGAUGGCCGGCGACCCCUCCGCCGCGGGGAUGCCGAUGUACGGCGUGCCGCCGAACCUGAUGCCGGGAGGCGGUGGGCAUGCGGGGCCGGAAUGGGCGGCGCAUGCACGGCCGCCCUACUAGCUACCUAGCACCAUUCAAUCAGGAGUAGUCGACGUUUCCAAGCAUCAAGAUCAGCUCCCCUCAUCAUCAUCGAAUCCAUCCUACCAAUAACUAGACUUGCAUUGCAUAUAUUUAGCAGCUGGUAAGUAACUAGAAUCUCUGGUUUUGCUUUGCUUAUUAGUAUCUGCCAAAAAUCAUCUGGAGUUGCUCGCUCCGAUUCAUGUAUGAGGAAUUAUAAAUGAGCUCCUUUUACUGCCAUAUUGGUUAGUGAUCAUACAGUAAAAAGUAAAAACAAAACUCUCCAAAUGUGUGACUCUUAUAUAACCCCAUCUCUCUGAUUAUUGCAUGCAUAUAUGCCCUCCCUACAUAAUUCACAAAGUUCCUUUAACUAUGGUGAAUAUAUAUGUCAUU